UCGAGUUUUACUUUCACUUUUCCUUUAUCAACAAUGCAGAAGUAAUAUAUGACCGAUUUGAAACGUUGUUUUUCAUGACCAUGAACUCCAGACUUCCCACAGAUACCAAUGAUCUUGAGAAGAAUGAAAAUGACAGAGCGACUCACGAUGCAGAUUCAAAGAAAUUAACAUCAACAAUAAAAUUAGAAGAUGAGAACAUAGGAAGUAUAAGGUUUUACCCGCCUUUAUUUAUGCAACGAUACUCAUUUACAGCUAAAGUAUUGGAGAAACACGAUGUUAAAUGGGUGGCUGAUCUGGGUUGCUCGGAGUGUGGAAUCGUCCGUUUCUACAGGGAGGUUCCAUCGUUACACAAGAUACAACUAGUGGAUAUUGACCGACCUACGCUGGAAUUCAAUAAAAAUCUUAUCAAGCCACGCCCAUCUGAUUACAUAUUUAAGAGGGAAAACCCACUAAGUAUUGAAAUUUAUGAGGGAAGUGCAACAGAUUUAGACCAAAGAAUCAUUGGGUGUGAUGCAGUUUCAAUGGUUGAAUUUAUAGAGCACUUGUAUCCAGAGACUCUAAAACAAGUUGAAGAAUCAGUCUUUGGCCGCCUUCACCCCUCCCUCGUUGUAGUCACCACCCCUAACUACGAGUUUAACAGCCUCUUCCCAGGAGAGCCGAGAUUUAGGCACUAUGACCAUAAGUUUGAAUGGACCAGAAGUGAAUUUCAAAAGUGGGGUCAAGACAUCUGUGAAAGGUACAAUUACAAUGUGGAGUUCAGUGGGAUCGGUGACCCUCCCACGGAGUCCCAGGAUGUCGGUUAUUGUUCUCAGGCAGCCAUCUUCAUUUCAUCUUCCCCGCGUCAAAUUUAUGUAGACAUAGAUCAUUGUCACCAUUAUUCCUUGGUAGCUGAAUCAACAUUUCCUCACAAAGAUAAAGCCAAGCUAACCUCAGAUGAAAUCUUAAAGUUAGAGGUCCCCUACACCAUUAACUUACUGAAGCAUGGCCGGUCACUCAUGGACACUGACCAUUCCAGUGAGGGGGAGGAUGAGGAUGAAGACCAAGUUCUGAUCCCCAUUUCACGACUGAUGAAUUUUAGUACAAUUUCCAAAAUAGUUGAUGAAGACAGCCUAAGAAAGUUUUUAGUUGAAAAUGGGUACCAGUUCACUGGGGACCAGUCUAAGAUAAUCAUCCCGCUAGAAGUUGAAUGGAAUGAUAUGUAUGGAAGUGACUAUGAAGACUUUGAAACGGAAAUACCUGCAGGUCAGACAAUUUCAGUCUCCACCAAUGAUGCCCAAGAGUUGGAGUAGAAGCAGGACUUGAGAGAGAGUUAUUUCAUUUAUGUGAAUAUUUUAUGGGACAUAUGUUAAUUAUUUUAAGUUUGUUUUGAUUUCCUACUUAAAAGAUAUUUUGUUUUAAAAAGAAUAUUGUGAGAUAAAAAUAUUCUUUUUUUUUACCAUCAUGGUACAUUUUGUUUGUUUGAUUUUAUGAAAUUGUUAUUUUUAUGUUUUAUUCAUGAAAUAAAAACAUGCAAAUAUUGAACAAUUCUCUCUCU
Magallana angulata is the source of this 1534-nucleotide messenger RNA. RefSeq names its product small RNA 2'-O-methyltransferase-like. The record is from RefSeq and is a predicted model, not a curated record. Lineage: Eukaryota; Metazoa; Mollusca; Bivalvia; Ostreida; Ostreidae. Bases 75 to 1289 code for a protein of 404 amino acids. Gene Ontology annotation, molecular function: O-methyltransferase activity; RNA methyltransferase activity. Gene Ontology annotation, cellular component: cytoplasm; nucleus. The transcript is spliced from 6 exons. Gene Ontology annotation, biological process: piRNA processing; siRNA processing; RNA methylation.